AUCAUUGUUUCAUACGGUGAAGUUUGUGGAUUUUUCACAGCCUAAGACGCAUCAAAAUUUUGGCACCAACAUUAAUUAUUCCUGUUUGUGGUAAUACUUUCAGGGUUUCAUUCAUUCUGGUACGAGUUUUCUGAUUUCUACUCAUCUGCCUAACAUCAUUAACAAACAACAAUGGCCUCCUCUUUCCCUCGAUCGCUGUCCUCUAAAGCCAAUCCUGCGCUUCACCACACCAGAUCCAAGCAGCUGACUGGCUUUGUUCCCGAAUCAGUGAUGCGGCUCCUCAGAUCUUCUUCAACUCAGCAGCAACAGGAAAACCCUGUCCAUGAAAAAACACAGGCACCUCAAAAAUCUCUCCAUGAUGAGAGCGAACGAAGCCUUGAGCCUAAAGAAGAUGAUGAAGAUGAUGAUGAUGUUAACAAAGAAACAGGUGAGGUUGGUGGGCCCAAAGGGCUUGAGCCCACCAGGUACGGUGAUUGGGAACGGAAGGGUCGCUGUUAUGAUUUUUAAGCUUUUACUUCACUUUAUAUAGCAUAAAAAUAAUAAAUUCCAUUAUGAUUAUAAUUGAUGAUUAUGUAAUUUAAUUUAUUACUAUUAUGAAUCGCUUAAGUGACAACAUUGUCUUUAGGUUCUUUAUUAUGAUUCAGUUACACU
Abrus precatorius (Indian licorice) is the source of this 651-nucleotide messenger RNA. Its product is annotated as succinate dehydrogenase assembly factor 4, mitochondrial. Gene Ontology annotation, biological process: mitochondrial respiratory chain complex II assembly. The record is from RefSeq and is a predicted model, not a curated record. The transcript has a single exon. The coding region runs from base 172 to 507 and encodes 111 amino acids. Gene Ontology annotation, cellular component: mitochondrion. NCBI's taxonomy places the organism in Eukaryota, Viridiplantae, Streptophyta, Magnoliopsida, Fabales, Fabaceae.